CUCAAUUCAUUUCGUAUUCGCGUCAGUUCAUAUGCACUGACAUAAUGACAAGCAAUUGUUUUUAUUGUCAGAAUGAUAAUAUGAAAUUGUGAAGAUAUCGAAAACGCGUAUCCGCGCGAACGGGACUAUACUUACAAUUAAUUGGUUAUGUGAGUCCGAAAUUAAUUCUGUUUACGCACAAAGUGGCGGAUACAAUGGGACAGGGAACAGAAACAUGUACCGACAGACCUACUGAAGUUAGUGUUAUUAGAUUUGUAUCUAGAAAUCAUACGAUUGAAGAAAUUGCACCAAAAAAGGAAGUAUAUACAUGCAAACAACGGGGUUGUGGAAAAAUAUUCACCAACCAAGACGAAUAUAAAACACAUGAAGCACUCGAAGCUUUAAAAAUUAGAUUUAUCUGUCGUGAACCAGGAUGCGGAGAGGAAUUGUCUGACCCUGGUAGUAUGUGGCGUCAUUAUCAAGAAUGGCAUAACAGCGAAACUAAUGUUUUUGCUUGUCCUUAUACAAAUUGCGGUUCUGUACACACAACUAGUUGUAAUCUCGAAGAACACAUAGAAAGUUGUCAUCGUCAACCUCCUACACUACCAACUGAACCAGAAAUAAUAUGUUUCGAAGGUCCUGAUAAUGCGAUAGAGGAAGAUACUACGCAAAAUAGUGAGGAUGGAAAUUACGAGAAAAAAAGAAAUGAAAAUUUUCCUUUAAAUGUAACGGAUUACAAUAAUAAAGGAGAUAGUUUUAAUAGACACAACAGUACAAUAUCGCAAACAAAAGAUUUUUGUCAUGAUCAGAAUAACAUUACUGCCAGUUCGAAGAACGAAGAAUAUUCUAUGAAUAAUGAAUGUUUAAAUAGAACUAACAAAUUUCCAAAAAAUAAGGAUUUACUGAUAACUAAAGAAAAUUUUUUAAUCAAAUAUGAUACAGCCCCUUCUAAAACUGGGGAAAUAAUACCAGUUGAAAAUUCUCAAGAUAAAAAUAAUGUGGUAUACAUCAACGGAGAUGUAACCAUCACUAAGAAUAUCAAGGGAGAAGUUAAUAAUAUUAAUUUACAAAAUCAGGAACAUAGAAUAGAUCUAGGAAAUUUAGAGAGAGUGUUUAGAAACGGAUUGGAACAGGAAAAUUCGAAAAUAGAAGAUAAUGUCAUCGAAACUAAUAGCAAUUGUUCGGACGACGAAGAAUAUAUGCCAAAGAAACAACGUAUGUCUCGAUAUAAACAAGAAAUAUAUAAAUGCGAUUUUAUUGGUUGUGGAAAAAAGUACAAAUACUUAUCGCAUUACCGUCAUCAUCAAGACAGUCAUAAAUUAAUAACUAAUUCUCCUAGCACAAAUACCAAUAAAUGUAUUCCAAAAAUGAAACAACAAGGAAGGGCUUCCACAAUUAGCUUUUUCCUAUGCAAGAUGCCCGGUUGUGGUGUACAAGUAAAUAGUGUUACUGGCCUAUGGCAGCAUUAUCAGGAUAAUCAUGCCAAUACAAAGUCUCCGGUGAUACAAGCUGCUAAAAAUAAUGAAGUAUUUCGAUGCAAAACUCCUGGAUGUGAAAUAGAAUUUAGUACAACGUUAAUGUUAUAUAAACACUUUAAUGAAGUUCAUUCUAACAGUUCCAUCAACAAUGCUAAUUUAAAUACAAAGACUGGUAAUGGGAAUAGCUUUCAUUUUGCGGAAGUAUUUCAAGAUGAUGCUAAAACCCAACAAGGAAACUUUAAGACUGACUUUAAAGCCAACAAGACUAAUAUUACUUCUAAUGAUUAUAUAGAAGGUAACAAUGAUCGCACAUUGUCACCCACAGUUAAGGAAGAAUCUCGAGAUUGAUUGUAGUUCAAUUAAAAUUUUCGAUUGCGACGUUACAAAUUUACAAAAUUCAUUCAAUUUUACAGAGAGGAUAGUAAUAUUAUUCUCGUCAUUGUGAAAAUAAAAUAUCAUUCGUAUCAUAUGUAGAUCAAUACGAUAUUAAACUCAUCGUUAUUAUAUAAUUGGUCCGAUAAAUUUUAAAUAUAAUACCAAGUAUAUUAUGAUCUCUGUAAAAUAUUUUGAAUGUGAUAACUAAUCAUCAUUAGUAUUUCGAAACGAUUUAAAAAAUAAAAAUUGCUUAAUAAAUUCCACAGCGUGAAGAAAAAUAAGAAGAAAUAAAGCAUUUGUGCAAAUUUAAGUCUUAGGCAGGCAUUUUUCUAAUGUGAAAUAAAUUUAACGCAUAGAAAUUCGUCAAGUUCACAUCAUUCGAUAUAAGUAAUCGAUCGCUGUAAACAAUAUCAUCCUUCUGCAGCUAUUUACACCUAAGAUAUAAGACUUCUCACUUUCCAUAUUAAUUUGUACUAUUUUAUAUAUUUAUCAUUUUGAUGUAACUUAUAUUCCGUAUAAUAUUAUAGUUCUAAUAGAAUAACGCAUUAUAAGUAUUGUAUAGUGUUUUUAUUUGUAUAACUUGUAUGUUUGAAAAUAAAGUGCAA
Polistes canadensis is the source of this 2437-nucleotide messenger RNA. RefSeq lists its product as uncharacterized. Gene Ontology annotation, biological process: regulation of transcription by RNA polymerase II. The coding region runs from base 195 to 1805 and encodes 536 amino acids. The record is from RefSeq and is a predicted model, not a curated record. The transcript is spliced from 6 exons. NCBI's taxonomy places the organism in Eukaryota, Metazoa, Arthropoda, Insecta, Hymenoptera, Vespidae. Gene Ontology annotation, cellular component: nucleus.